GGAUGCGGAAGAUGCCUCGCCUUGACUCAUCAUCGUCUCGCAGCGUCUGCGUUGCUGGUGCAGAAGGAAGCAUUGAAAACCUCAGCCACAUGCUAUUUAUAUAAAGCUCUACUACAGCGAGUUCACUUGUUGGUCCUGACGUCGACAUCAGCCAUUAUUGUUUUGGACGAGAUUUGGAGAGUUGGGUGUUCUGAAGCCUUGAACGAGGAGAACAGUUUUCCCGUCGUGGCCAGGGCUAUUGCUGACAUAUUAGGGCGUCAUCGAAAUUAACGCUAUCAUGUCGAGUCACAAGAGCAAGAAGCGCCAUCGCACGCGCACACAGAGGUACACCUCUAACAUCUUCGCCAUGUUCAGUCAAGAUCAGGUACAGGAGUUCAAGGAAGCCUUCAACGUCAUAGACCAAAAUCGUGACGGCUUCAUCGACAAGGAGGACUUGAUAGAAAUGCUUACCUCCCUUGGCAAGGAUCCCCCGGAUGAGCAACUCGAGGGCAUGAUCAAAGAAGCGCCGGGACCGCUAAACUUUACCAUGUUCCUGACGAUGUUCGGGGAGAAACUACAAGGCACAGAUCCAGAAGAUGUGAUCAAGAACGCUUUCGCCUGCUUCGACGAAAGGAAUACAGGUGUCAUUCCAGAGGACUACCUCCGUGAGUGCCUAACUACAAUGGGUGAUCGCUGGAGCCAGGAUAUGGUGGACGCUCUGUUCCACUGCGCUCCCAUCUCUUCGGGAAACUUUGACUAUAACGAGUUCACCCGAACCAUCAAACACGGCACGCGCGACCCUGACGACGAUGACCCCCCUGCGAAGCCUCCUGCGCAAGAGCCGUCGGCAUGAUGACGUAGUCCUCUCUGAUUGUUUUUUUUUUUAGAUACGUGUUUACAUAAUAAACCAAGUGCAAUGAGUUUGUAACUUCUGAUCAUCUGUUUUAUUCCAGCACAUUUUCCGUCGACAUGCAGAUUUGUUGAGUGUGGCUAAAGUCAUUGUCAGUCGUUGAAGUGUAAAUUACAUUUUCGGUUUAUGAAAAUAAUAAUCCCACGACGGCAUCCGUACAGUUAUCUACUUGAUGAAUUGUUUGCAUGAUGGCUUUAAUCACUGUGGUUAUGUAUUUAUUUAUUUGAUCUGUGUUUUACGCCGUAGUCAAAAAUAUUUCACUGAUACGACGGCGACCAGCAUUAUAGGGGGAGAAAACUGGGCAGAGCUGGUGGAAAUUCAAAGCGACUGCAUUGCUGGUAGGUUCCUGUGUUAUUACGUCAUGCUAGCGCGCUAAUCACCUCGGCACUGCCGUCAUAACUCUUGGCAAAGCUAUAUUCAACAGGCUUUGUCUCCGCAUAGGAGACUAUUUUUCUCUUUUUUUUUUCUCUUUUCCAGCUAUCAUUCUUUUUUUAAGUUUUUGUUUAAAUUGGGAUACAAUUUCGUAAAUGAGAACGUUUCAC
This is a messenger RNA of Liolophura sinensis, 1431 nucleotides long. RefSeq names its product myosin regulatory light chain 12B-like. Gene Ontology annotation, molecular function: calcium ion binding. The transcript is spliced from 4 exons. The record is from RefSeq and is a predicted model, not a curated record. Lineage: Eukaryota; Metazoa; Mollusca; Polyplacophora; Chitonida; Chitonidae. The coding region runs from base 278 to 832 and encodes 184 amino acids.